Pelagomonas calceolata is the source of this 1356-nucleotide messenger RNA. The record is from the annotation of a GenBank genome assembly. Lineage: Eukaryota; Pelagophyceae; Pelagomonadales; Pelagomonadaceae.
GCUGGGCAGCCAGAUCUUAAGAGCAGCCCUCUUUUGGGGCAGCUUCCGACGGAGAGACGGCUAUAGGGAAGACCAGGUUGGUGAAGGAAGCAUGGCUGGCUCGUACGGCUGCUGGCGUGACCUAGAGGUCGGUGGGCCCGCGGUCUGGCUCGGCGUAGAAAUUGAAGCUCACGUUGACGCGUCGUCUCGACGCCGUCGACGCGGCCGCAUGCACCGAGGCAGUUACGCGACGGCGUCAUUCCGCGCAGGCUCCCUUGGAGUUCAAAGGGGCUUCUGCCGCGUUCGUCGGGACCCGGUGUUUCAUCUUCGGGGGCUACGGCGGCGGCUUCUCGGACGAGACUCAUUGUCUAGAAUGCGCCGAGCCGCUGGCGCCCGAGUGGAGCGUCUUGCAGGAGACCAGCGACGAAAAGCCGCCGCGGCGCGCGCACCACACGACCUGGGCGCACGGCGGCGGCGUCUGGGUCUUCGGCGGAGCAUCUUCUCGAGGAUACUUGAACGACGUCUGGCGCCUCACUCUCGAGGGGGGGAAGCACCCAAGAGGACGAUGGCGCGAGUGCGCCUGCGUCGGCGAGAAGCCCGUCCCCCGCGAAGGGCACACAGGCGUCCAGAUCGGGACGUCUUUGGUCGUUGUUGGGGGAUACGACGGCGUCAGCUGGCGAAGUGAUAGCUAUGCUUUAAACCUUGAUACGCUGGUCUGGUGGCGCGUCGUGGACCAGGGCGCGCCGAACGCCAUGAUGGGGCGGAGCGGCGGGGCGCGGUGUGGAAAUCGACCAGUGAGUGCGCGACGCGACUAAAUCUUGAUCUCGCAGGCCACGCCGCGACGAAGGCGCCCGGCGAGUGGGACGCCAUUUUCAUCUUCGGGGGCUACGGGGCGGACGGUUGCAUUCCUUCGCACUCUUUCGUGGCGUGCCUGGAAGUGGACGAGCACCGCGGGACGGGAUCCUGGAUCCCUACGAAACCGCAGGGCGUCACGCCGUCGGAUCGCUACGGGCUCUCGGCCGUCACGAACGGGCACGGUAUUUACAUCUUCGGUGGCACCGGGCCCGCGGAAGACACGCGCGCCGCGGCGGCUCCGGAUCGGGGAGCCGUGUGCCACAACGACUGUGCCAUCCUCAGCCUGCAACAACCGCAUCGCCCCGUCUGGCGUCGAGAUCGCCACGGCCACGGCUUCCCGGGCGAGCCCCCCUUGCCGCGCCACGGCCACGCGAGUGCGAUCAAGGGCAGGGACGUCUUCAUCGUCGGCGGCUCGACGUCAGGCUCCUACUGCAAGAAGGACCCGGCGCCGCGUCUCCUGAACGACGUCCACCUCCUCACGCUCUCCGCGACGGCGAAGAGCUAGGCGCUCCUCCCCACGCG